UGAAAUUUGAAUGAUGGAGGGGCGAGAAACUUGUUUCAAUGUUUGGUAUUUUAAGGCAUUCUUAGACGACUAAAUGGCCAGAUCUGCCCUUAGCACGGACGUUGAGUUCCACAUCCUUCAUAAUUAUCCCUGGUCAAAGCUUCCAACCAAUGUAAAGCAGUCGCUGGGUAACAGCCAGAAAGAGUGGGAAAAAUGUGUCUUCGACUACAGUGUGCGGAAUCAAUUGAGAUAUCGUGGAAAUAUAGUACGACAAGUCAGAAGAGAUGAGAGAAAGUAUUAUGAAGAUUUACUACAGUACAGCAAACAACAUCUCAUGCUGUUUCCUUACCACCUGUCAGAUGUGAUAGUGAAAGGUUUGAGGAUCACUCCAUUUUCUUACUACUGCAGCAUUAUGGAGUACAUCAUGUCAAAUGAAAGGAGUUAUGACUCAUUACCAAACUUCACUGCAGCAGAUUGUUUACGAUUGUUGGCAAUUGGUAGAAAUCAAUAUAUUGAGUUGAUGAAUCAGUGUCGGUCAUCUAAGAAAUUCUUUAGAAAGAAGCCCGUAAGGGAUCUUCUGCCAACUAAACCUGCAGUGUUGAAGGUUCUAGAACCCUGGUGGAUUGUUCAGAUUGGUUAUGUGACAGAAGAUGACAUAAGGAUGUGUUCAAAUGCUGAACACCAGGCUAUUGAUUCCAUAAUUGAUAAAGGAGCUUCUCAAGCUGGGAUGAUGGACCUCAAAGUUGCACAAGGACUCUACACCAAAGGUCUUAUCUACAUAGAUGUCCCAAUUGCUGAUGAUGACUAUAUAGUAGUUCCACCUUUAGAAAAUUUUGUGAUGAACAGGGUUUUGGGUGAUUAUUUUGAAGUUCUGAUGUACAAGAUCUUUGUUUCAAUAGAUGAGCACACUAAUAUAAAAGAGUUAGCAAAUGUCUUGCAGAUAGAUUUGCAAUUAGUUAAGAAUGCAGUGUCAGUAUAUAUUCGACUUGGUUUUGCACAUAAGAAGGGUGUGGAAAUUGACGAAACUAAGUUACACCGCUCUUGGACAGAGAAAGUAAACAGUUUGGCUAUGAAGAGAUGUAGCAGCAAGGAGAAUCUCCUGACUCUGGACCUUAGUAACCUCCCAGACAAGGCCAAUUCAAUGACAACUUUUCUGGAUGCUUUGUCAAAUGAUUCUCAUGAAACAAAUGGAGAGCUUUCCUCACAAACUGAUAGUAUUUCAGGAGGGGCUACAAAGAGGAUUGCUUUCCUUUUUGAUUCCACACUGACUGCUUUCCUCAUGAUGGGCAAUCUGUCCCCAGGUUUGAAGAGCCAUGCAGUUACAAUGUUUGAAGUUGGAAAACUCACAGAUGAAUCGUUAGAUAGUUUUCUUGGAGAACUUGAAAAGGUUGGAACCUUUGCAGAAGGCGAAGCUCAAAGAUAUUUCGACCAUGCCAUCACACUUAGGGACACCAUCUUGUUCCUGAGGUACAACAGGAACCUUGGGUUGGAACCUGAUCAAGUCCCUGCUAAGGGUUUAGACCUGUUACGAUGUGAAAGUCUCAACAGUCUAGAUUCUGCUGCUUGUGGUCGAGUUCUGCAAAAGAACUACAGUUUACUGGUGUCAAUGGCGCCCCUAAGUCACGAGAUCCGACCUGUGACGAGCUGUUGCCCGCCGCAUUUUGGUCCAGCGGUACCCGAGGUCAACUCAGUGUGGUUCAAACUGUUCAUUUAUGAACAAGUAAAAAGUGGCCCACCCUCUCUUCUUCUAAUGAAGGGUACUCGCCUCAGGUGGUUACCCAAAAUUUUCGAGGAUUAUGAAAGAUUGAUGAUAACCACGUGGGGUCACGAUCCAGGAAUUGUGUCUGUUUCCAACGUUUUAUUGGCGCUGAACGAUGCUCUGUCCCACUCGGCCGUGUUGGUUCAGGCUCAUGGACUUCAUACAGAGGGUGAUGUGGUCUAUGUGCCAUUUCCACUGGAUUGUAAAUACGGCGAACCGUUCUCUGAAGAUAACAUGGAGGCGCACCCUGCUAUUCAACAGCUUUCGAAAUGUCUCGAUUUGGAACACACGUGUGGUUUUAUAGCCAUGUUAAAACCGUCCGUCACUAAACAAGCCGCGAGCGCACGCCGGAGGACCAUAUCGGCAAACUUCGGCAUGCCCUCGGCGGUCGAGAGCGAUCCUCGUUCGCCGUCGCCGUUGAUUGUCAUCAACGACGCGGAUAGCAGCGUAGACUCGGCGAGCGAUGAGCAGAACGAGGAGGACGGAAUUGAUGGGGUGACUUGUGGGUCAGAUAAUGAUAUGGUGCUGGUUGGUAAAGGGAAGAAGAAAGAGAUUGAAGGCGAUAGAGUUGCUGAGAAAUGGCUGCCGCUAGACCUGUGUUAUGGUCUUCCUUUGUUUGAUGGGGACUUGAGCAAUCAAGUCUAUCAGAAGAUAUCCUCGAAGGGACUGUGCCACGAGGAAAGUUUAAAGUCACUCGUACACUCUAGCCGAAAACUUACUCUGCGACUUCUGGAUUUUAUUUCUAAACACCAGGACGCCAAUGUAUUUCAAGAAACAGCAAGUGACCCAAACUCCUUUUCCUCACAAGGACUUAGUUCGCCCACGUCAAUUAUUCCUUACCCGACUCGUAAUCUCUGCUUCUUCAACGGAAAACUUGAUGUCUGGGAUGGCAGGUGACACACGCAGAUACUGGUACCUAGACACUGUUACGAUAAUUCUUUUUUCCUUUAAAUUUUGUACGAUAUCUGUAAAGAAUAUAUGAUGACGAAUCCCUUCCUAAGUGAAAGCAUCAGGUUGCAAAUCAGAGAUUAAUACAGAGCAUUUUAGCUAUUAUAGUGAUCUUUGGCUUUCAUUCAGUAAAAUCGCAAUUUGACAAGUUCUCCGGCGUAAUGAUUCUUUUGAGCACUUGAAACUCGACUGCGAGUUUUUAAUGAAAUACUGAAAAAAUAUCAACUACGAGAGGCUUAAUUUUAUUCUUCAUAACAAUAAAUCUUGUCAUAGAUAGUUGUGCCUUUUCCUAACUAAAAAAUGUGGAAAAAUUGUACCAUUUCAGUAGCUUGUGAGAUCAGCGCCAUCUUCGCUCAGUUGUGUUGUAGAAGGACGACUUAUGACGCGUUUUUCCUGCGCAAGUCACACUGGCUGCUUUGCAUGGAGUGUAGCUCUGUGAUUUGUUUAUAAAAUUCCCGACACCGUGUAAACCAAUCGCGAUUUCGUUACUCGCGUUUUCCCGCGUUUAGACCGUUAACCGCCAUGCAUUUAUUUUGAGAUCCCAUGGCUCUUUGUGUUAUAACAGUUUGUCUGAUUGGCUUUUGUGACAGCUGGUUUGGACAAGUUUGGGUUCCGUUUUAACGAUGCCAAAUCGAAAAGUGAAGAAUUUUCGAUUUGACAUCGUUGGGCGGCUUUCGCAGCGUGUGCUGGAAGCGUCAGUAGAAGAUCAGUAAUUAUGUAACAUUACAGUCUAAUUAAUUCACUGAUUCAGGUUUCUGAUGGAGACCUGGAGAUGACAGUGAUACUGUCAGUUAGAAUCGUAUCACCUCUUGAAAUAUGAAUGGGGACAAGACAACGAGAUUCAAGUGUAAAAAAUGUUUUUUGCGACUAUUUGUGUCAGGGCAAGCAUGGUACGGACUUUUACGACUAAUCAUUUAGGAGAACCUUAUCUUUGCCAUAAAUAUCUCCGCCAAAAUAGCAUAGUAAACAAUUGGAAAAUCCCGUUGUUUUGGUAGCUUAUUUUCCCUCGGUAAUCUUUAUUUAAGGACUAGUGUUAAGGGGAGAGAUUAUCGCUUAUCUGUGUUGUAUACAUAAACCACAAACCGGGGAACCAGUCUUUUAAGACAAAUUACAAAAUUAAAGUUUAUAUCAACCUUUGCUCAUUGCAAAUGAAAUAUUCAUAUAAAUAUCCUAGUAAUUUAUUUUUACUCGUAAAAAUACAGAUAUGAUUUUGAAGUAAGAGGUUAUCUUUGAUUGACUGAAUAAAUGUAGCCGUUGGAUUUAAUUGA
Stylophora pistillata is the source of this 3954-nucleotide messenger RNA. RefSeq names its product protein FAM91A1. NCBI's taxonomy places the organism in Eukaryota, Metazoa, Cnidaria, Anthozoa, Scleractinia, Pocilloporidae. The record is from RefSeq and is a predicted model, not a curated record.